AUGGCAUCCGCAACUCGCUUCAAGCUGAUCUUCCACGUCCCCACGACGGCGCUGGAGGCCUGCAAAGCCGCCAUCUUCGCAGCUGGUGCAGGCAAAUAUCCCGGCCCAGGUAACUACACCGAAUGCUGCUUCACCACCGUUGGAACAGGCCAGUUUCGACCUGGAGACUCAGCGAAUCCGCACAUCGGCAGCGUAGGGGCGCUCGAGUACGUUCAGGAGGCGAAAGUCGAGACGCUCUGUGUUGGUGAAGAGGUCGUUCGAAACGCCGUUGCUGCGCUGAAGAAGGCACAUCCAUACGAAGAGCCUUCAUAUGAGGUUUUCAGGAUGGAGGAUUUCUAG
Molecule: messenger RNA, 339 nt
Organism: Nannizzia gypsea CBS 118893
Lineage: Eukaryota; Fungi; Ascomycota; Eurotiomycetes; Onygenales; Arthrodermataceae
Exons: 2
Coding region: 1-339 (112 amino acids)
Source: RefSeq, a predicted model, not a curated record